Mucor mucedo is the source of this 687-nucleotide messenger RNA. RefSeq lists its product as uncharacterized. Bases 1 to 687 code for a protein of 228 amino acids. NCBI's taxonomy places the organism in Eukaryota, Fungi, Mucoromycota, Mucoromycetes, Mucorales, Mucoraceae. Gene Ontology annotation, molecular function: RNA binding. The transcript has 2 exons. The record is from RefSeq and is a predicted model, not a curated record.
AUGAAUUUAGCAACUUUGGAGCAAAUAUCUAAAGGCUAUUCGCUUUCAGUACCCAACCUUCGAGUUCUUCUACCGAGAAACCAUGCAGGAGCAAUUAUUGGGCCCAAGGGACAAUCUGUCAGACAAAUUCAAGAUUCGCAUAAUGUUUUCAUUCAACUUUGUCAGGUAGAAGGCUCUAGUUGGGGUAGAAUUAUCAACAUCAAAGGCUCACCAACACAAUUAAGUCAAGCAUGGUACGAUUGUGUACAACUUUUAGUGGCAGGCUAUCAACAGUAUUACGAAGCGAAUGGCAUGUAUGCCAACUUUCUAUUCCCCACCGAACUAGUCGAACUCUUACUUUUGGAAGGACAUUUGGAAGACAUGGCCAUGAGUUCAAAGACAAGAAUCUAUGUCAAGUAUAACCAAUUAAUGAGAUCUACUGAACGUAUAGUGCAAAUUCAGACAGCAGGUACUGAUACGAGUUCUUUAAAGUGUUUCGAACGUGCCGUAUAUCGUUUAGCAGAACUUGUUGAACAGAACAUUACGAUAUCACUCUCGAUGCCAGGAACGGUUUUUUAUACUGCAAACCUGACGGACGAUAUUACGAAAUACUUGCAACGUGACGAACGAGACAUCCUUUUCGACUAUACGGAAAAAGUUGAGAGUGCUAUUAAGGACAAUAAUACGAAUGAUAUUGAUCAAGCGUGA